UUACAAGAUGUGAUCAAAUUAUGAGAAUCUGCAACACUGUGAGACUUUGAUCCCUGCAUGAGCCAUCUGUCACCGUUCCCUCCCAGUAAUAAGCUUGUUUUAUUUUCACUCAGUGGUGAGUAGUUUUAAAGAAAUAAAUUACUGUAAUCCCUAAAGUAAUGGUCCGAUAUUAUGCAUGGGGCACAAUUGUCACGUUUAGUCCAUUUUAAAACUUGUUUUCUUAGCUUCUUCUUUUUAAACAAACAGUCAUGGUGGCACUAGGUGCAGCCAGUGGCCAGUGCCCCUUUAAACUGUUUUGAAAUUAUGGACCGGCUGCUGUCUUCAUUCAAGUUAACAUCUGAGUUGGUUUGGCUGCACAAUAAAUGCUAUAGGAACCCUCAGAAGCCUCAAGCUGUUUUGGAGGUUGUGCAGCAAUGCUUGGAAAUGUACCUCCUUUUGCCUCAAUGCUUCCACAUGCACACCCUUCAGAGAGUACAGUCCUGCAAGGAGGUAUGAUUAAAUCAGACAGAACGGGUAAUGUGAGGUUGAACUCUUCAUGUGCCCUCAGGGCAAGGUGUGUGUCUAUCAAAUUAAUCACCUUUAAACCUAUGUUCCAUCUGAGGCAGAAUCCUUGCUUAAGCACGACAUCUGCAAAGCGACCUCUUCAGUUUUUGGAUACACUUGUACCAACAAAAUCAGCGAGAGCUUGUGGUGCCAAUUUGCCUUUGGUAGUAACAUUUAUUUAUUUUUUAUUAACAAAUGAUUCCUUCAACAAAAGGGAAUUUACAACAGAGUGGAGUGCGCAAGUGGGAAGCUCAUUUGUUCUUUGUUUACAUACAAGGUGAGCUGUGUUGGUCUCGUCUGUACAGUCUAUAUGCACAGCGCUCGCCCUACGCAUCAGUCAACUGCUGAUACAAAGAAUAAUGAGCCGAUCAAGACAUGUGGGCAAGAUAAGGAAACGGCUAGAGGAGAUCAAGAAUCAGUCAGUCAGGCCAACAAAAGCAGAUUUCAGCCACCAUGAAAGUGUAAGACUAGCUACUGAUGCCCUGUUGGACGGUGGGACUGAAUCUUAUCUCAGAGCCUUAAAUGAAGAAGGAGAGGUGGAUUUUCUGUCAUCCGUCGAAGCUCAGUAUAUCAAGAAAAAUGCCAGAGAGCCUUACUAUGCUAACGAAUCUCCCACAGAGAGGGAGACUGGACCAAGGCAGAAUGAUGCUGGCUCUCUCCAGUCAGGAACAUACUUCCCUGUAUCUGAAGGUAGUGAACCAGCCCUGCUUCACACAUGGCGCACAGCAGAGAAGCCCUAUCUAAAGGAGAAAUCCAGUGCCACUGUGUACUUCCAAACAGAGAAGAACAGCAACAUCAGAGACAUUAUACGCCGCUGCAUUAGCAAGACCAGUCAGGUUCUGGCCAUUAUGAUGGAUGUUUUCACUGAUACCGAGGUAUUCUGUGAUGUGCUAGAGGCAGCUAACAAACGAGGUGUUUUUGUCUAUCUGUUGCUUGAUCAAAGCAACAUAAAGCUCUUCAGUGAGAUGUGUGACAAGGUGCAGAUUGCAGAGGAUCACUUUAAGAAUAUUUCAGUCCGAAGUGUUACUGGAGAGGUUUACUGUGCCAAGUCAGGCAGGAAAUUCUCAGGGCAAAUCCAGGAAAAAUUCAUCAUUUCUGAUUGGAGAUACGUUCUCUCUGGAUCAUACAGCUUCACAUGGCUGUGUGGCCAGGUUCACCGGAACUUCCUUUCCAAGUUCACUGGCCAAGUUGUAGAGCUCUUUGAUGAAGAGUUUCGACACCUCUAUGCUUUGUCCAAGCCAGUGAUGGGACUGAGAUCUCCCCCACACACAGUGCCCUUCUUGCUAAACACAAGCACCACCACCCAAGGCAGCCUCACUAGCAGCAGCAACCAGGGAAGUGCCAAUACUCCUUCAGAUCCAUUCAGUAGCUUGUCGGCCAAUAGCACGUAUCAAACCAAACAACCCCCCAGCACUCCCAUGUACAGCAGCAACCCAACAUCACAGUCACCACUUCAUAGAGGUAACUCCUUCCAUGGCUACACCUCAUUCAUGUCAACCCAACCAUGGAAGACCAUCCAGACCAACUACUAUCAGUGGCAGCAUGUUGCUGACACCCCAGCACUCCUUUAUAAUAAUGUUAACAUCUACAAACCUAUGCAAUUUAGACAAGAUGAUGUAAACAGGUCCAGAUUAAACCCAUUGUGGUGAUGCCUUCACAAAGCUAACCUGAUUACAUAACCACCUUGUUUUGUAUUACAAACAAAUGUAUUGAAGAUUCAUUUUAGCAAUAGCCUGUUCAGUGAUGAACACUCAGCAUAGAAAUUAUGUAUAAUAUAAAAUGGGGAGACUUGCAA
Molecule: messenger RNA, 2338 nt
Organism: Mauremys reevesii (Reeves's turtle)
Lineage: Eukaryota; Metazoa; Chordata; Testudines; Geoemydidae
Gene: SACK1A
Product: family with sequence similarity 83 member A
Exons: 4
Coding region: 903-2192 (429 amino acids)
Biological process (GO): epidermal growth factor receptor signaling pathway
Source: RefSeq, a predicted model, not a curated record